UUGUUAAAUAAAAACUUCUUAGAAAUUACGGUUACCAUGCGUUCUUGAAAUAUGUUUUAUCCGAUUUCUUAAAAUUUUGGGUCGGUAUAAUUAACCUCCCAUCCCUGGUCGUGGUCAUGUGAGUAUUUCUUUGAAAGAAACUUUACGGUUCGUUUCUUUGCUUCAUAGCUUGUGCUAUAUUCUGAUUCUGAGGAUUACUUUGCUAUAAAACACCGGUUGGUUAGAGCUUCUUGAUCCGGUUUUAGCGUGCGGUUUACCGGAAGCGACUAUGGUUCAGAAAGUUGUGGACUUUGUUUAUAUUUUUGUACACAGAAUGUGCCAUACAUGCGUCCAAUGAUGUCAUGAUGUGGUUCAUCAGCUUCAGCAAUUGAUCCCACUAUCAGAGAUUUAGUUAUUCAGCUAUUGGUCCCACCAUCAGAGACUUAGUUUUCAGCCUUAGAAAUGUGAUAAAGGGAAAAACGAUGUCGUGUCAAAGAAGCUUCUAGGAGUUGUAGCUAGCUAAUAGCUUGUGAACCAAGUCUCUAAGAACUUACUCACUAAGGAUAAUAGUACUUUAUUUCAUCUACAAAAAGCCAAAACCCAAAAGCAUUAUAGAGAAUAUUCAAACAUUUACUAAAACAAACAAAAAAUAUCAUAGUCUCUAGCAUCUCAGAAAAACUGUCUUUUUUGGUUCCUUGCUUCAUAGCUUUCGCUAUAUUCUGAUUCGAUCUUGAUUCAAAACGAAAAGAUGAUUUGCUGUUACUUCAAACCAAAGUUCUACAAGAAAUGCAAACAUUUGAUCAAGUUCAUCAAGAUUCGGCUCAAUAUACAGAGGAAAAAGAAGAACGCUAUGGUUAGCUUCUUGAAGACAGAUAUAGUGGAGAUUCUCAAGACCGGCCAAGAAGAUGAUGAAAGAGCUUAUAAAAAAGUAGAAGAAAUACUCGAAUACCGUCAAAUAAUAGCGUCUUAUGAUCUAAUUGAGAGAUUUUGUAACUGCAUCUCUUCUAAUCUCACGUUAAUGCUGAAGCAAAGGGAAUGUCCCGAAGAAUGCAGAGAAGCUGUAUACUCUCUUAUAUAUGCAGCAGCAUGGGUUCGCAAAGUACCUGAACUUAAAGAUCUUAGAGCUUUGUUUACGCGUAGAUAUGGAGAUCCCGUUGAUGUAAAUCAAGAGCUUGUUGAGAAACUUGUAUGGCGAAAACCUUCAAGGGAAGUUAGGGUUCAGACAUUGCAAGAGAUUGCUCAAGAGGCUAAGAUCAGUUGGGAUUCUUUGUCCAAAGGCAGUUUGAGCUCCAGUUCAAGCUCGAGUUCUAAAAGAAGAGAAUCGGUGAAGAAGAUUUUUCCUUACAAGAAACAAGGAGCACAAAACGAUGAACAAGGGCACGACGAGAAGAAAGAGAAGAGUACUGUUCAAGAAAAGUCGAGGUUGCGCGGACCCCAAGGCAGUGCGAGUCUCACAAGCACAAGCAGUAACGAAGUUUCCUCAACAAAAGAUUACAAGAGAAAGUCGUUGUUCCAGAGACCGAAGAUUCUUGAUUAUGAUGAAGUGGUGGCUCGUCUAGCUGACCUUCGCCGAAGCUAGGAGAUAGUUAAUUAGUAUAGUAAUUAGGGUUUCGUUUCGUAAUUAGGUCUAUAUAUGUACUUUAGUAAAUAGAUUUCGUGAAACAAUUAAAGGCAUAUUUUUUUAA
Messenger RNA from Brassica napus (rape), 1664 nucleotides. RefSeq lists its product as uncharacterized. Bases 728 to 1558 code for a protein of 276 amino acids. The record is from RefSeq and is a predicted model, not a curated record. The transcript is spliced from 5 exons. Gene Ontology annotation, biological process: protein transport. NCBI's taxonomy places the organism in Eukaryota, Viridiplantae, Streptophyta, Magnoliopsida, Brassicales, Brassicaceae.